This is a messenger RNA of Drosophila albomicans, 720 nucleotides long. RefSeq names its product probable serine/threonine-protein kinase irlA. Bases 1 to 720 code for a protein of 239 amino acids. The record is from RefSeq and is a predicted model, not a curated record. The transcript is spliced from 2 exons. NCBI's taxonomy places the organism in Eukaryota, Metazoa, Arthropoda, Insecta, Diptera, Drosophilidae.
AUGCAUAUGCUCAAGAGUUUACUCAUCGUUGCCUGCCUGGCAGCCGUUGCACUGCAGGUGAAUGCCAAGCCACAGCAGGGCAAGCGAUCGGGCCAGUAUCAGGUGCUGAAACGUUAUGAGCAGGAGGAUGUUGAGCUGCCCGCCGAGGGACGCAUCAGUCCCACCAAGUUGGCUGCUAUCAUCAGCGCCUUGAGUGGCAACAGCAGCGGCUCCGGCUCCGGCACCAGCUCGCCAACAACAACAACUUCCACCAUCUCCCCUACGCCAAGCACCACGACUGGUACUUCCAUAACGACCACAACACCAUCGGCAACCACGCCAACUACUACAACGCCAACUGCUCGCAAUGUCAACGAUAUCGAUGACAAUGAGGACGACGAUGAUGAUCAGGAAUAUGAUCUGCAGUACAAUGAUAACAACGAUUACCACGGUUAUGCCGCCGCCGCCGGUGCCGCCAGCAAGCGCAGCCAGGAAGAUGCUCUUACUCGCCAGCGUCGCCAGUUCAGACGCCAACAAAAGAUCCAGCGUCAACGUCAGCGCAAGAAUGCCCAGCGUCGUCGUCGCCAGCGCAAGCAGCAGCAGCAGCGUCGCCGUCAGCGCAAGCAGCAGCAGCAGCGUCGUCGCAACCGCAUCCAGAACAUCCGUCGCAUCAACCGCUUCCGCAAGAACGCCAACAGGAACAGGUCUCCCAACCGUCGCGUCAACCGCAUUAUGGUCUAA